This is a messenger RNA of Penicillium angulare, 474 nucleotides long. RefSeq lists its product as uncharacterized. NCBI's taxonomy places the organism in Eukaryota, Fungi, Ascomycota, Eurotiomycetes, Eurotiales, Aspergillaceae. The coding region runs from base 1 to 474 and encodes 157 amino acids. The transcript is spliced from 2 exons. The record is from RefSeq and is a predicted model, not a curated record.
AUGUCCUCGCCUAGUAAGGCUCCUGCCAUGAAAAAAAAAGCUCCUCAGAACUCGCCCAAAUCGCCCAUCAAAGAGAGGACUUCCCAGAGGUCGCCCUCCAAGACAAGUGGUUUAACCGACGACCAGUUCAUAGUUGAGAUCCUCCGAGCCAUCACCUCCAACGGCCAGAAUGGAACUACGUCCACUGCUAAUUCCACUGUCUCUGGUUCACCCAAAGGGCUCCCUGGAAAAAAACCUCGUGCUGAAAAGGCCAAAGCUGCACCAGCCAAGGUUGAACCUUCUGAUGAGUUCUCUGGCUCAGAUUCAGUUGAGCACCGCCCUGAUGCCGGCUCUGAUGAUGUGGUUGACUUGAUCAAGAAUGAACCGACUGAGGAUAUGUCUGAAUUUGUGAAGGAAGAACUAUCUGGUAACUUGUCGGACUUGGUCAAAGAUGAGUCAUACGACCACUCUGAGGAAAAUUAUGCUGAUGCUUAG